UUGUUAGCAGCUGAUAUCAAUAUCAGUGGCAGUAUCUAAACAGUGUGAUAAGUUCUGCAUUAUGAAUGUUUGUGAUAUUUCUUGAAUUGAUAAGGUAACAAUUAACAUCCAGUGAACAUUGGACUGUAUUUUACAGAUAUUUAUAGGGGAAGCAUGACAGAAAUUAAUUGACCUUGACCAUGGUCUGAAGGAAGUUGAUGAUUCAACUAAACUAAAGAAUAAAAGCAAAGUCAGUUCUGUACGAUUUAGAGACAUUAAAAAUGGAGUUUCAGGGACCAAAAUUUCUACAUAGUUUAAAACUAGCUGUUUUACUAGUCAUCCUGCAAACAUUUCCGACAACAUUAUCUCAGGAAGUUACAUCAUGGACCUUCAACAUUCCAGGCAUCUCAUUUUUGUCAUUCACGCCACUUUACACAAACACGCAAAAUCAACGUAUUUCGCUCAGUUUUAGAACUAGAAAUCCAAAUAGUUUAAUUUUUUGUCACUAUUUAAAAGAUUUGGAUAUAAAAGAGUUACAACGUUUAAAUUAUCGACUAUGUGCGGAACUUCAAUAUGGAUUAUUUUUUCUAAGUUACAAACUAUUGGAUUAUGAUGAAGUUCGACUCUCAGUUGGAAAAGCUUUAAAUAAUGAUCAAUGGCAUUCCUUGAAUGUGUUGCUGAAUUCAGAUACAGGGGACUUAACUCUUACAGUUGACAAAGAAACAAAAGUUAUUUCCCUUAAACCUUAUACCCAAUAUGAUGAUUUUAGUCAACUGCUGGACUGGUCCCAGUACAAGUCAGCUAUUUAUUUUGGAGGAACAGACCCAAACACAUUAUUCUCAGAUAGUUACCCACAUUUUAUUGGUUGUUUGAGGGAUAUAAAGUAUACUAACAAAGACGAGAAACAUGUAUCGGUACCGAUUGAAACCCUGGAAGGAGUACAGGAGGGAUGUAUAGAUAAGUGUACCAACAACCCGUGUCAUCAUGGGGGACAGUGUAUUAACACAUAUAGUGAGACAAUCUGCGACUGCUUCAGUACAGACUAUCAAGGACCUUACUGUUCAGAGCUAGGACCAUCUACAGUGACACUGCGAGGUUAUGAGUGGCUGACAUACAACCUGCAUUGGUAUGACCAGAACAUACUGUCAGAAAAAAUGAGACUUAGUCUAGAGUUUAAGACAAGUAGAGGAUCUGGUGUGUUGUUCUACGCAGCUGGUGGCACCCCCUAUCAUAGUCAUGUGACAUCCUCAGUGCAUGCUGGGACAGUUCAAGUGUCUGUUGGUUUAGGAGAUGAAGAUAUUCAAGUUGAAGCUGGCAUUGGAAUUAAUGAUUACAGAUGGCAUAAUCUGACGAUUGUUCACAAUAUGAGGAAGGUGUAUGUAUAUCUGGAUGGACAGGAACAUGUUCGUGAUAUUCUAGGACCAUUUUACCACCUUGCACUUCAUCCUAAAAUAUUCAUAGGUGGAGGAGAUGACUUUGUUGUGACAAGAGGUUUACAAGUAACUCAGAACUUUGUUGGAUGUCUCAAAAAUGUGUACAUAAAUGAAGUGUCUGUGCUGCAUCAGAUGGUAGAGAAUAAUCCUGCUGUUGUUUAUCAAGGUGGUGGCUCAAUGCAGCCAGAGUAUACAUGUACUGAAGUUGUUAACAUUCCUAUAUCAUUUCCAACAUCGGCAUCAAAACUUCGUAUUACAAAAACAGAGGAGAUGAGCACAAACUUUGAGAUAGAGUUUGAUUUUAAGUCGGUACGUAAGGAGGCGGUGCUUGUGUAUAUGGACAUGGAGGAUAAAGAUUAUACUACUGGUUACCAUUUUGGAUUUAUUGAGGUAUGGUUACACCAAGGUCAGCCCAACCUGCGAUUUGUUGGCUCAAUGACUUCAGAGGAUCGUUCCCAGAACUUGAGUUUACCAAACAUUGUCAAUGAUAACAAGUGGCACAGUCUGCAACUAUCAUUUAAAGAUGGGGCAGCCAAACUGAAGGUUGAUGGUAACUCAGUAACAAGUAGAAACUUCCGUAGACCACUGGAGAUUGGAGCUAAUAUAAUUGUUGGAUAUGGUUACAAUAAAUAUAAAGACAGUGAAGGAUUUGUGGGUUGUAUUAGAACGCUGAAAGUUCAAGGUCAAGGACAGGAUGCCCUUGACCUUAUACAGACUCGGGCAGCAUCUGGGCUUAUCAUUGAUGGGUGUAACAUUACAGAUUAUUGUAAAGGAAACAGAAUGUGUAAACAUGGAGGAAUAUGCCUGUCGGAGUGGAAGGGUGUGGCAUGUGACUGUACUGAAACAUUUUACACUGGAAGGGCAUGCCAUUUUGCCAAAUACAAGGGAUCUUGUGAUGAGUAUUUCCAGUCUGGGGUCAAUGAGUCAGGGGUCAUGCUGAUUGACCUUGACGGGAGUGGAUCUAUGGAUCCGGUAUAUGCUGAAUGCAUUAUGGGAUUCGAGAAAAAUUAUGACUUCUUCGGGAAAACAGUUGUGGAGCAUAAUUUUCAACCAAAUACAACAGUUAGAGGGAAAAUGAUGAGAGAUAUGAAGAAAUAUAUUGAAUACAGGGAAAUGAAAAGGGAACAUUUAAUGAGACUUGUUACAGAAUCAGCAUGGUGUGAACAGCACAUUAGAUAUGACUGCCAGUACUCUCCUCUCAGACUGGGAAUUGAUACCUGGUUUACAGCUGCUAAUGGUGAGAUGGUAGAAUAUCUAGGUACCAAUAAUCCAGGACACUGCUCCUGCUCACUGACCAAUAACUGUGCCGGGGCUGACCGCUGUAAUUGUGAUAACAAAACAAUGAUAGUACAGUUUGAUGAAGGUACAAACACUGUAAGAAGACAAUUACCUAUAAUAGAGAUGACAAUAAAACAGGAUGAUGAUCCACUGACACCUGGUACAGGAAACAUGACUCUAGGACCUCUCAUCUGCUGGGGGAACACCAAUCAGCUACCAUCUAAAGCUGUGACAUUUGCAAGUGGGACUGGCUAUCUACUCAGUCAAGCAUGGAGAUCUGGUGACAUACGUGUAAGUUUCCGGACACAUCAUGACACGGCUAUUAUAUUGUACCAGGCUGGAACUGAAGAUAACAUCAAUUACUUCUUUGUAGCUGUUACUUCAGAAUAUACAGUGAAGUUUUACUUCCGCUGGGGUUUAAAGAUGCUCGACAUUGAUAUAACCAGCCAGGAGCCAGUUAGUAAUGGGGAGUGGCACCAGGUUUCCAUAGAUACAGACCAGUAUAAUGUCAGAUGUAUGCUUGACAUGAAUGAGAAAAUUCUCGACAUUCCGGAGGAUGUUCCGAAGGUGACGCUGUUCUCUGGUAUACUGUAUAUUGGAGGAGUACCUGAAAGUUUUGAGAGGGAUGAGAUACUAGCAGACGUACAAGGCAUUGUGGGAUGUAUGAGAGGGCUGUACUAUAACUACAAAGCAUAUGCACUUACUGACCUCAUAGACUCUACGACUGUGGAUGUAUCAGAAGAGUGUAUGGCAAGUUGCUGGCCUAACCCAUGUAAGAACGGAGCUAAAUGUGUUGAGAAAUGGAGUUCAUACCAGUGUAUCUGUGUCAAUGACUGGGCACACUCCGGUCCUAACUGUGAUAAAGAUAUCAAUAUGGAUGCUGUAACAUUUCUGGGACGUCCAGAGUCGUACCUUUAUUUUACACAAGCAAUAUACAGCCAGUUACUUGACUCUACCAUCAUAUUUAGUUUCCGAACAUUUAUGAAAAACUGUCUUCUGCUGUAUAUACAUGAUCACCUAAACAACUUCCUGCAAGUAGAAUUGUCUGAAGGGAAGAAGGUUAUAGCCAAGUUUAACAGAUAUAGUGCAGUCCUUAGUCAAACUCGCACUAUGACAGAGAAUUUAGAUGAUGGUGAAUGGAAUCAGAUAGUUAUUGAUAAUGCUGAUGGUUACAUCAAGGUGAUUGUUGAUGAGGAUAAUGAACCAUCUCGUAACUCCUACAAGAAACUCAGCCUUCAAACAUACCAACAGAAUCCAUUCAGUGAAGAAGAGAUGGUAAAGCCAGAUAGACCAGCUGAACAACCACCUGAAGGUAUACAUGUAUAUGUGGGUGGGGUGCCAGGAGAUAUGUCCACAUAUCCUACAAUCAAUGGCUGUAUACGGGGUCUCAAGAUUGGAGAAACUAUGUUUGAACUGCAAGAGGCUGCUCUCAAAAACAUAACUGUAUCACCAUUAUGUGAAGAUGGUUGUGAAACAGCACCAUGCCAUCAUGGCGGUAUUUGUGAAGAACGUUGGCAGAAUAAACAGUUUGAAUGUGACUGUACUUUCAGUGAAUAUGCUGGACCAACUUGUAAUACAGAGGCAUCCGGUUAUUUCCAAGGUGAUUCAAUCCUGCAGUACAAGUAUGAUCCUCCCAAGGCAGCCAUAGAGACCAGGACCGAGAGAUUAGAGCUUAUAUUUCAGGUCCCUGAAGGAACUACCGAAAAAAUGCUCCUCGUUUUUAUUUUUAGUGAAAGUCGAAAUCGGUACUUGACUCAUGACUUCAUUGUUGUGUAUCUGGACCCUAAAAACGGGGUUUAUCUCAGCACUAAUCAUGGAUACUCUAUACAUGGUGUAGGUAAACCUGGGAAGUUUGCUAAUGGCAGACCACAUCAACUGUUGUUUAAACGUAAUAAGAGCGAGAUGAUACUUACUGUUAGAGAAGAGAGCCAUCCUAAAUAUAGAAACAAUACUGUUAGCGUUGAUGAGGAGAGUAUAGGAAGAGUUACUGUCCCUGAUAAUGCACUUGAUGAACUGGACACAAUCAUGAUAGGAGGGAUUCUUGAUGUUCAGUUUAAUGAAAUAAAGGACACCAAUGACUACAGGAAUUACCGGAACUUCUCUGGUUGUAUGUCAGAAGUGACUUUUUACCCAGUCAGUGAUCUCCCCUUUUCUCUGCGACCAUUGAAAGAUCUCCGUGACAACAAGAACUCUACAGGAAUAGCUACAGUAUUUGGCCCUGAAGUUGUUGGAUGUAGCACCAGGGACCAAAUGGCUUCCACUACAACAACUACACAAGUACCAACCAAACCAAUCAUAGACAGUAAAAAGCUAACAAUGCCACCCUGGGACCCGGCUCUAGCAGCUAAAGCCACUUUAAUUUCAUUACACAAACAUUACAAAUUUCAGCUAACAAUGCCACCCUGGGACCCGGCUCCAGCAGAGACUCAGUUUAUUGGCCCGGCUCCUACACUACCUCAGAACAAAACAACCCCAUUAGUUACCAAACAGACAACACCUAGCACAUCAAAGGCCAUGGAGAAAGAAAUCGUUUUUGAAUCCAGAGAAAAGAAGUAUCAAGAUGAAAUCAUUGCUAUAGCCCUGUCAGUUAUUGCAUUUCUACUUAUUGUGGCUAUACUGAUUGCCAUUAUCCUGGUGAGGAUGAGAAAUCGGGAGAAAAAGAAAGAGUUAGAACAGAAGAAGAAAGAAGAGAUAGAGAUGAAGGAACAUUUUGAGGAGAAAGAUGAUCAUGUAAUAGAGAAUCACCAGAACCAGAACUAUCUGGCUAGACUAGAUGAAUUCAGUAUGGUGUCUGCCACACUUGGUAGUAAACCAGUUAAAACUGAUGGUAUGUCAACUUUUAAACCUCCACCCAGUGACUCUUCUUAUACCUACACAAGUGUGCCACAAUCAGAAGAUGAAGGACUGACAUAUCCAGAUCAGAGAUUUUAUAACAGGAAGAAAAAUCGACCAGCAUCAUCUAUAUCAGAGGUGUUAGAAUUGAUGGAGAGAAACAAAGUCUCUAAAGAUGACAUAGAAGAUUUUGAAAAUCUUGGAAAUGGACCCACCCACCCGAUCACAUUGGAAAAAUCACCAAUAACAUGUCAUGAAGAUGAUGAAGACAAUGAUGCAGAUAAUGAGUCAGAAUCUCCGUCACCCCCACCACCACUCCAUCACAUCAGUGAAUAUAACGGAGACAGCGGGUACGAGGCCGAGUCGAAACCCGAUGAAGAACAGGAAACACUCUUGAAAGACAUUUGUCCUGGAACUGAAAGUGAUGGUAGUUACCAUAGUGAAGAUGUUGCCCCUAGUGUUUCAAAAAGUUAUAAGGGAGACAACUCUCCUCCGUCUCCUUUUUCUAAAAAUAGCACAUAUAUGUCAGACACUAAUUCACCACUGUCACACUCAGACAAUGUAUCCUCGGGGAAUACGUCCCCUUCAAUAAAAAAUGAUCCUAACAUUGUGAAUUAUGGUUUCCCAAACUCACCUGUGAUAGAGAUAGGACCAGAAGUAAUCCAGCAAAAACCGAGUAUUUUAACAAAUGGUGGUGAUAAUACAUAAAAGGCAGCCGUAAUGCUGUAAAAGUGAAAAAUGUGAUGCAAUAAUUUUGUAUAUAUUCCAACAUUUAGAAAUUGUUCAUGAUAGACAGAUACAGGUGUGAAUAAAAUUCCUGGAUAAGUGAAUUUUAAUGGGAACAUAAUUAUACUGUUAAGAAAAAGACAGAAUUGACUUUUUUUGGUAGGAAGAUGAAUUUUGUGCAUUAAUGUGACCACAAAAUAAAAGGGAAGAAAAAUAAAGUCCCAAAUAUAUACCAAUUAUCUCAAACUGUUUAAUAUGGUGCAAAAUAUUUAUAUUGACAUAGGGAUUAAAAAUCCAUGAAGUUUUCAUGACAUUAUUUAUUUGUGAUUUAUAACUGUAAGCCAUUACUUUCUCUGCUGAAAUAAUGGAACUAAUAUUCCAAGUUCAUAUUUGUUGCAAUAUGUUGUCAUUUUUUUUUAUAUGUUUGUCUAUCAAGUAUGCUUGUUGUUGUUGUUGUUUUCAUUUGUUUAUAAAAAUGUGUGUUUAUUACUUUAUCACACAAUAUGUAGUAUUUUCAUCUGACAAAAACACUUCAUGAAAAUGUUUAAGACCCAUUAUUGAUACAUUCUAGUAUUGUUAUAAAAUUUUCUAAGUAUAGGCCCAUCUCUUCAGUGUUUUUCAGACAUCACUGUAUCAAGUUUUCAUGAAAA
This is a messenger RNA of Ruditapes philippinarum (Manila clam), 6898 nucleotides long. RefSeq names its product axotactin-like. The record is from RefSeq and is a predicted model, not a curated record. The coding region runs from base 261 to 6230 and encodes 1989 amino acids. The transcript has 36 exons. NCBI's taxonomy places the organism in Eukaryota, Metazoa, Mollusca, Bivalvia, Venerida, Veneridae.